CGGGGGCCCAGCCGGAGGGGAGCGGUCGCGGCAGGCGGGCCCGGAGCGCUGCGGGGGCGGAGGCGGAGGAGAGGCAGUGGAGCGGCCUUGGCCACGGGCCGGACGGCGCAGUCGGCCGGGAGAUGCAGCGGGACAGCUCCGUGCGUUUCAGGGGAUGUUUUAAAGCCGUUCACACACGCCCCUGCUCGUGCUGCUGAAGUAGCGGCGGUACCUGCUGCGGCAGCCGCCGCGGAGCUGAUGUCGCACAGUCCCGAGCCGGGCGUUGCUUGACGGGUAGUCAACUGUUGACAGAGGUAAAGCUCUUGAAAAACAGCCUUUUUUCCUCCUUUCUCCCCUCCCGCCCCCCGAGAACAUGGCCGAUCCGGGUUAAGGUGGAUUUGUUUGCUGGAGCUGGUGAAAUCGGAUGCUUUAGCUUCUUUUGUCCUUUUUCCUCGACGAGAAUGGCAAGGAUUCGGAUUCCUAGCACAGUCAUUAUACUUUUUGUUGCGGUUCAGACUGGAUUCUUACUCUUCAUGUAUGCCCGGUACAGCAGCUUCAUGCCGCAGCCUGAGGAGAAACCAUCUCAAGUCCACAUCCUCAUUCUCUCCUCCUGGCGGUCAGGAUCUUCUUUUGUCGGUCAACUUUUCAGCCAGCACCCCAGUGUCUUCUACCUGAUGGAGCCUGCGUGGCACGUGUGGGUUACCAUGUACCAGAACAGUGCCAAGGUCUUGCACAUGGCGGUGCGGGACCUAGUCCGGUCGGUGUUUCUGUGUGACAUGUCUGUGUUUGAUGCUUACAUGCCUUGGAAAAGAAACUUAUCAGAUCUUUUCCAGUGGGCGGUGAGUCGGGCGCUGUGUUCAGCUCCUGCUUGUGACUCCUUUCAACGUACUGACAUAACCAGUGAAAUGGCAUGCAAGACUCUUUGCGGACGGUACCCAUUUAGCAAGGUGGAGGAAGCCUGUAAAACUUACAGCCAUGUCGUCAUCAAGGAGGUUCGGUUCUUUGAUCUGAAGGUCCUCUACCCACUUCUCACUGAUCCAUCCCUGAAUCUCAAAAUUAUUCACUUGGUCCGUGACCCCAGGGCAGUCGUCAAGUCACGGGAACAAUCGGUCAAAGCAUUAGCCCGUGACAAUGGGAUUGUUCUGAGUACCAAUGGCACUAAAGUGGAAGACAGCAAGUACAAAGUAAUGCAAGAGAUUUGUAGAAGUCAUGUUCAGAUUUAUGAAACAGCUACCCUAAAACCACCUGGUUUCCUUAAAGAUCGCUACUUAAUGAUCCGUUUUGAAGAUCUGGUCAGAGAUCCAUUAUCAGAAAUCUCAGAAAUGUAUAAGUUUGCAGAUCUUAGUUUGACCCCCACGCUCAAAAGCUGGAUCUAUAACAUCACACAUGGACAGGGACCAGGAAAAAAAAAAGAAGCCUUCAAAAUCACAUCUCGAGAUGCGGUUAGUGUUUCACAGGCCUGGAGAAAUAUUCUUUCCUUCCAAAAAAUUAAGAAAAUACAGGAAGUUUGUAAAGGUGCUAUAAACAUGCUUGGCUAUCAGCUGGUGGAUUCAGAAAAAGAACAAAGAGAUCUGUCAUUGGAUUUAGUGUUGCCAAGACGACAAAAUCAAUUCAGUUGGUCAUCAUUUAAUCCAAAGCACUGAGACAUUAUUUUUGAGAGAUCUAGGAUUGGGGGAGAGGGUGCAGAUGGUUGAGUAUUUGUCUACUGUGCAACAUAUGGGUAACUUGAAAAUACUUGGCUGGUGAGUUUCACUAUCUUUGUUGGUUUUCUGUAAUGGAAGGAGUUGUUGUUGGUUUUUUUUUUGUUUUAAUCCAGAGUAUCCUAUACCGCAAAAAGAAACAAACAAAAAGCAUGAGAAAUGCCACAAGAUAGUUGUCAGGUUGCAAAUUUACAGCUGAUCUGUGCUGUUCUCAGCAUUGUUUUAAAAACGUAAUUUAAGAACUUUCUAUUAAAAAAUGAAUUGUCAAAUAUGUGUUCGUUCAUUGAUAAUAGCUUCUGUUUUCAUGCUUUAAAUGUUUAACAAUUUCAAUCCUUUCUUAAUAUAAAUGCAGCAAAGUAGAAACUUUCUUCCACAAUUGCUUGACUGUCUUCUUUUGAUUUCAAGUUGUUAUGCAGUUUUGUAUUUUUUUUAGACUUCUCUUGAUGUUUAAAAUUUUAAUAUAAAAGUUCUCCAGAAGCUGGGGCAACUGCAGCAGUUUUGUUGUAAAAGGCUUUAGCAGGAGCUUCAUUUAUUGAUAGAUUUCUUAGUGCUUUCCCUGGAAUGGCAAAGUUUGCAAUCAGAUACUUGAAUGCGGUGUCGGCACGGAGUGCAAAAAGUGAAAGAGAUGAAGAAACAUUGAGUGGAGUCAAUGUGGAAGUGGCUUCUUAAUGCCACCCCAAUCGUGCGUUCUGAUGCUGCAACACAGACUAGGCACGUGCUGGCUCCUGCAGCAUGAUUCGUACCUCUCUCUUCAGAACUACAAGUUGUUAAUGAAGAUCACUAAGAAAUUCAGAGUGCCUUGGAAAUCUGCAUAGUGAUUAUACUGCUGUAUGGAAGUGAUCAAUUCAAACAACUUUGAUUUCAGAUAUUGACACUUGUGUAUGGGGUUCCUGUCUGGUUUUGUUUGUUUGUUUAAUACAGCAUGUCCCAGGAUGGACAGUAGUUUGUUUGAUUCCAGGUAAUCCUGUUAGGCCUAACUGAAGAAUAUAAGUAGGUGAUUGCUUGGGACUCAAAGGGCUUAGCUUUCUUUAUCUUUCCUAUGUUGAAUGAGAAAGUGGAUAGGCUGCGUGCUCCUCCUUUCUCUGUUACAUGUUUUUUCAUGCUGAGUAAGACAAACAGACACUUCUAACAUUGCAGUGUCUGUGUGUGCUGCAGUUUCCCUGAAGAAUACCACCUGCCAAAGGCUCCAGACAGCCAGGUGACUGAGCAGUUAAGUAGCUUGGACUAGAAGUGCUCGCAAUGUGGUUAGUAGGCUAAAAACAUGCCUAGUUUACAUCAUAAAUAUUUCCCUGUCUGUAGUGUUUUGCUCUUGUUCUAGACACUCUGUAUAGCGUGCUCUGGACGGCCUGGAUAACACGAGUGCUUGUUGGUACUGCAGAUGAAUUAGUGCUCACAGUGUGGCAGGUAGGUGCAGUCGAACUGCAGCUUAGUACAAUUCCAUGUAUCACUUCUUGCAUAUGGUCACAUCUGAACGGUGUCUAAAACCAAGCUUAUAAACAGCAACUGUAAAGUG
Molecule: messenger RNA, 3192 nt
Organism: Columba livia (rock pigeon)
Lineage: Eukaryota; Metazoa; Chordata; Aves; Columbiformes; Columbidae
Product: carbohydrate sulfotransferase 5
Exons: 3
Coding region: 441-1622 (393 amino acids)
Biological process (GO): keratan sulfate proteoglycan biosynthetic process; N-acetylglucosamine metabolic process; carbohydrate metabolic process
Cellular component (GO): Golgi membrane; trans-Golgi network
Molecular function (GO): N-acetylglucosamine 6-O-sulfotransferase activity
Source: RefSeq, a predicted model, not a curated record